Cuscuta epithymum is the source of this 1598-nucleotide messenger RNA. NCBI's taxonomy places the organism in Eukaryota, Viridiplantae, Streptophyta, Magnoliopsida, Solanales, Convolvulaceae. The record is from the annotation of a GenBank genome assembly.
CGAAGGUUAUGAUUAGAUGACGGGUAAAGCAAAUUGCCUAACAGUCAAGACUAGCACGUAAGAAUUGUCAAACGUCUUCGGGGGCUAAAACCGCGUGCGCUUGUAAAAAUUCUGCUCGUAAUUGGAUUAGCGCCGCCCGCCCUGAACUUUCCCUUAUUCCACUGUUCCUUGCACCUGUGAAAUUACCAUGUUUCUGCUCAUAGAUUGCUCCAAAUGCCGGACCACAUUGCAGCUGCCUCCGGGGGCCCGAUCGAUCCGGUGCGCAAUUUGCCAGGCGGUGACUCAAGUCGCUGAUCCACGCGCCGUCCAUCCUCCGCCGGCUGCAAAUCACUGGCCGGAUUCGGCCCCCCCGCCCGCCACCUCUCCUUCUCCGUACAAUCACGCCCCUCCUGGCCCCCCUCCCAACGUGCACGGCCGGAAGAAAGCCUUGAUCGUCGGCAUAUCGUACAGGCACUCGAGACACGAGCUCAAGGGAUGUCUCAACGAUGCCAAGUGUAUGCGCUACCUUCUCAUAAACAAGUUUCAGUUCCCAGAAUCUUCUAUUCUUAUGCUCACAGAAGAGGAGACUGAUCCCUAUAGAAUCCCAACCAAAGCCAAUAUGCGACUAGCACUAUUUUGGCUUAUACAAGGAUGUCAACCUGGGGAUUCCUUGCUAUUUCACUAUUCUGGGCAUGGAUCGAGGCAAAGGAACUACAAUGGUGAUGAAGUUGAUGGAUACGAUGAAACAUUAUGCCCUUUGGACUUUGAAACUCAGGGAAUGAUAGUCGAUGAUGAAAUAAACGCAUCAAUCGUCAGGCCUCUUACUCCUGGGGUCAAGCUUCAUGCAAUAAUUGAUGCAUGUCACAGUGGGACUGUCCUGGACUUGCCAUUUCUGUGUAGAAUGAACAGGAACGGUCAAUAUAUGUGGGAAGACCAUCGUCCCCGUUCAGGUAUGAUGAAAGGAACAAGUGGAGGUGAAGCAAUUUCUUUCAGUGGUUGUGAUGAUGACCAAACCUCUGCUGAUACAUCUGCUCUAUCAAGAAUAACUUCAACUGGUGCCAUGACCUACUGCUUCAUUCAAGCUAUUGAGCGUGGGCAUGGAACCACUUAUGGUAGCAUAUUGAAUGCAAUGAGAAAAGCAAUCCGAGAAGCAGGUGGUGGUGGAGUAGGAGGUUCAGGAGGUGAUCUAGGUGGUGGCAUUGUCACAUCCCUCCUCUCCAUGCUUGUGACAGGCGGCAGUAGUAUUGGUGGAGGAUUUAGACAGGAACCGCAGUUGACUGCAUGCCGAACCUUCGAUGUCUAUUCAGAGCCUUUCUCCUUGUGAAACCAAACCCUUCUUUACCAUAUCACAUUAUUACCCUAUUCACUUAUAUGCAAUGUAGAUAUUGCUUGUUUAGGAAAUCAUUUUAUUGUUACUUUGACUAAUUAUGUUGUUGAAAAAAUGUGCUCAGUAAAUUCGUUCUUCUGUUAUCUCGAUUAAAUGUGUUGAUUAAAAAAAUGCAAAUGCUUUAUACCCCUAAAGUACCGUUGGCAAUUCAAGUUGUGCCUAGUAAAUUCGUUCUUCUAUUAUUGGAUUCGAAUGGUAUUAUAGCAUUUACCAAAAAAUGCAAGUGCACAUU